UUCGCGUCUCGUGUCGUGGACAAUUCGCAGUGCGGCAGCCGGUUCAAGAUGUUACUGACGUUGAGUUUGAUUGUGGGUGCUAUUGGAGCGCUAUAUCUGUACCUGGUAUGGAACUUCGACUACUGGACCAAAAGAAAUGUUCCCGGUCCCAAGCCGCUUCCGUUUUUGGGAAACUUCCCCUCCUUCUUCCUUCGCAACCAACAUUCUUUGGAAGAAAUUGACGAAAUUUAUCGAGCAUACAAAUCGAAGGUCAACUUUGUGGGUUUGUUCAGUCAACGCUCCCCUCGAAUGUUGGUGAUCUCACCGCAGCUGGCCCGCGACGUUUUAAGCAAACAGUUCAAAAACUUCCACGAUAAUGAGUUUGCAGAUUUCACAAACAAGGAUGCAGAUCCGCUAUUCGGGCGGAAUCCUUUCAUGCUUAGUGGCGAAGAGUGGAAGAGCAAACGAUCGGAAAUAACACCUGCUUUCACAACGCUGAGGAUGAAAGCAUUGUACAGCCUUAUUGAAGAUGUUUGCGGCAGAAUGACCACCUAUUUGAAGGCAAAUCAAGGAGCUCCUCUGGAAACUAAAGAAUUGGCAGCCAAAUUUACAACCGAUGCUGUUUCCAACUGCAUUUUCGCGGCCGAUGCGCAGUCAUUUACCGAUGAGAAUGCUGAGAUUCGCAAGCAAGGCCGCCGUCUGUUGUCAACUUCACCGUUGGCCCUGCUGGUUUUGACAGUCAUGAGCCUUUGCCCACCCUUAGCAAGAUUGCUCAAGCUGCGAUUGAUUCCCAAAGAUAUCGAGCGUUUUUUUACCAACCUCAUGGCCGAUGCAGUUCGUUAUCGGGAGUCGAACUCAAUCAAGCGGGACGAUUAUCUCGAGCAUCUUAUCAGUCUGAAAAAUAAAAAAGAAAUAUCUGAAGUUGAUAUGGCUGCCCACGGAGUAACGUUCUUUAUCGAUGGGUUCGAAACAUCGAGUGUAGCGAUAUCGUACACACUGUAUGAAAUCGCCAAACACCCAGCGGUUCAGAAAAGACUUCGCCAAGAACUGAACGACGCAACGCCCAAGAAUGAUUCCAUUACAUUCGAAGCCCUUCAGGAGCUCCCUUAUUUGGAUCAAGUGAUCAACGAAGCCCUGCGCCUUUGGCCACCGGCAGGUCUAAUCUCGAAAAAGUGUACAGAACCCAUCCAGGUGGAGCUGACUCCGAAUCAGAAUGUUCUUAUUGGAAAGGAAGUUUGUGCCAUGAUAAGCAUUUGGUCACUUCAGAGAGACCCCGAGUAUUACGAGAACCCGUUGAAAUUUGAUCCCGAUCGUUUCAGUCCGGAAAAUGGCGGCGUAAACCAGUACCGUGAGAAGGGUUGUUACAUGCCAUUCGGUGAUGGACCUCGCCAGUGUUUGGGCAUGCGUUUCGCUAAAAUGCAGGUGAAGCGAGGCAUCUACGAAGUGAUCAAAAAGUUUGAAGUGACUGUGAAUCCGAAAACCAAGGAUCCACUUCCUUUGGAUCCGAAGGAGUUCCUAACGAUGGCACUUGGAGGAAUUUGGUUGGAUUACAAACCACUCGAGUAGUUAUCGACUUGAAGCAUUUCACUCCUGAAGUUAUGCUAGACAUAAGAACUGAUCACUUCAAACCAAAGAAGAUUUACGACAGAUGAAGUCUGCAUCUUUUUCAUCUAAAGAUCACCCUAAAAUGAGCUGUCAACUUGUUGAAGUAAAAAGCAGUUGUGAAAGCUUUGGAUCUUUAAAAUGCGAAACGUGUUAAAUCAAAAGAAAAUCAACAACUGAAUAAUUAAAAAAAUAGAGCUUUGUGCUUAUUAAAUCUUGAAUAUUUCAGCCAACAAAACAAAGAUGGGUAGUUAUAAUGAAGUUCGGAAAGCACUUCUCUCUGGGUUUAUUUCUAUCUGGGUAACGUAUCACCAAAAUAUUAUAUUGCUUAAAAAACCUCACAUUUAUCAAGGUUGAAAUGAAAUAAGCUGAUCGAUUUU
This is a messenger RNA of Uranotaenia lowii, 1961 nucleotides long. Its product is annotated as probable cytochrome P450 28a5. The coding region runs from base 49 to 1545 and encodes 498 amino acids. Lineage: Eukaryota; Metazoa; Arthropoda; Insecta; Diptera; Culicidae. The transcript has 3 exons. Gene Ontology annotation, molecular function: iron ion binding; heme binding; monooxygenase activity. The record is from RefSeq and is a predicted model, not a curated record.